UUCUCCUCUGGGUACCAGCUCCUUACUGCCCUGCAGGCAUUGGUGCUUGUGGCCUAGAGAAGGAGGACGUGAAUUCCUUAAAUCCCAGCAGGUCCCAGGAUCUGGGUUCACAGACAUCUCCAGGCAAGAAAAAGAGGAAGAAACUAUCCCUAUUUCUCACAGACUUAAGCAGGAAACAACUACAUCAUGCAAAAACCCUGCAAAGAAAAUGAAGGGAAAGCCAAGAGCCCCAUGCCAAAGAGAGAAGAAUGCCCCUAUGGAGAAUGUGAACGCCAGCAAUCUGAAGGGAAUUUUAGGCAAAGACUGCUUCAGUCUCUUGAGGAAUUUAAAGAGGACAUAGAUUACAAGCAUUUUAAUAAUGAAGAAAUGACAAGAGAGGGAGAUGAGAUGGAAAGGUGUUUGGAAGAGAUAAGGGGUCUGAGAAAGGAGUUUAGGGCUCUGCAUUCUAACCAUCGGCAUCCCUGAGACUGUCCUUAUCACAUUUGAUGCAUUUCCCCCCUGAAUUCAGUUAUUUUCUGUUAUUAAUAUAGCUACCACUGGGUUCUUUUGGUGUGGAUUUUCUUGCUAAAUAUUUGCUAUCAUUUUACUCCAAUUCUUCAAUAUUCCUUUGAUUUACAUAUGACUCUUGUUACCAACAUCUCAUCUUUUGACCCAGUCUCAUUCAUUUAAUAGGAUGUUUCAUUCGUUUGCAUGAGAAGAUGCUCAUUGAAUAUUGUAAAGUGGAAAAAAAUACAUUGUAAAACAUUAUAUACACACACACAUAUAUAUGCACACAUAUAAUGACCAUUUAUAUGCACUAUAGUGCAAAAAGUCUGAAUUAUUAUACACCAAAACAUUAAUAGUGACUCUCUGUGUGAUCUGUACUUUAUUUCUUUUUUUAAACCUAUCUGUAUCUUCUCAUUUUCCAAAAAAAAUGAAU
Molecule: messenger RNA, 919 nt
Organism: Myotis davidii
Lineage: Eukaryota; Metazoa; Chordata; Mammalia; Chiroptera; Vespertilionidae
Gene: TCEAL7
Product: transcription elongation factor A (SII)-like 7
Exons: 3
Coding region: 187-465 (92 amino acids)
Source: RefSeq, a predicted model, not a curated record